Molecule: messenger RNA, 1036 nt
Organism: Prorocentrum cordatum
Lineage: Eukaryota; Dinophyceae; Prorocentrales; Prorocentraceae
Source: the annotation of a GenBank genome assembly
ACCGACGCUGGGGUCGACACGAGACGAACUUGUAGUACGCUGCUGGUCUUCUCCUGGCCCACCUGCCCCCCGCGGCCCCCCGUGGCUCCAGCGCGUCGCGCCCUCCCCCCCGCAAAAGCGGGCGGUCGGCAGGACGUUCCCUUGGACGAGUGUUCACGUGGCACCUCUGGCAAUGGCUGACCCCGCCGACUCGGACGGCGGACUCGGCCAGGAGGAGAAAUCCGAGCUGCUCCAAGGAGUGGAGAACGACUAUCUGGGCGUGGACCAGGAGGGACCCCACCUCGGCCAGGAGCCCCCGCCGGGGCGGCGCCAGGGCCCGUGGAGGGCUCUGCCCAGGUCUGCUGCUGCCGGCGUAGCCGCGGGGGUGCUGGCCGUGGCGGCGCUGGGUUGCGCGGGGCUGCUGCCGCGGGCGGGUUUGCCAGGCGCAAAGGACGUCGAGGCCGCCAGGGCCGCCAACUCCGGGCGGUCCACCGCGAUCUCGCGGCUCGACCAGGACGUGCCUGGCAGGGGUCGGGCCCUGACGAGGCGCGGCCCCGCGACGGAGGGCAAGAGCGAGCUCCCCGAGCCGCCGGCUUGGCCCCUGAGCAAGCCCGUGGGUGUGAACUUCGGGGGCUGGUUGUGCCUCGAGGACUGGUUCUUCUCUGGCGCCGCUGGGGAGUACGUUGACAGCGGAUGGCCGUUCACCGGGCAGGGUGCCUGCCUGCCCGGUCAGCUGCCAACGGUCGGCGAGCCGUGGAAGUCGGAGGGCACGCUUACGAAGCAGCUGGGCGAGGACCUCCUCCUCCUCCUCCUCCUCCGUCUCUUCCUCCUCCCCCAUCCUCCUCAGCGUUCUUCAAUUUGAUUGCAGACGUUUGAAUGCCACUCUCGAUGCUCUCGGCGAUUCCAUGGCCACUUGAUUUUUCAGUCUCCCGCAUGUCCGAUGACAAAAAGUGUCCUACGGAAGGCAUUCCGUCCCCGGGUCACGUUUUUGUUGGCCCAUUGUCGUCGCCCAGAGGUUGCGCAGAGUUGUUGUCGUUGAGCAGAAACGGUCCUGGGG